UGUGCAAAGUUUGGGUCGGUCUAUCCUCAUGAAGACCCCAGGCAAAAUCAGUGAGAUACUAAGAGCUUGGAAGAGCAGCUCUGUAUGUGUGUAAGUCUAAAUAUAAAUACAGGCCACCCCCUCUUGAGAGUUGCAGCAGGACCGUUUAGUUUGUGUCAUACUGAUAAUAUUCGUACAGGGCAACGCUACUGCUGAGGGUGUCAUCUGUAAGGAAAGCGAAACGAGUCAACUACUUUUUACAAAACCCUGGGAUCUAUUGGAAGAAAAGACAAGUUUAAGGCAGAAAAAAGAUCCCUGGAGGAUGGAGGACCAAUCAAUAAGUACAGCCAAAGCCACAGAAGAUAAACCUGUCAAGAAAUCAGUGGCUGAGCUGGCAGGCAAGUUCAAAGGUCAAGCCAUACCCUCACCUGCAGGAAAGGACGUGCUACAGAACAACAGGGUAAAUCGACGGAGACCCCCUUCCUCACUUGCGCUGCAUGACACGAAAAAAGAAUCUGGACAAUGCGAAGAAGAGAAAGGGGCCACCAAUGCCUCUUCACUUUCUCUCAAAGUGAAGACCAAGAAUUCACCUCUCAUUGAAAAACUGCAGGCCAACCUGGCAUUAUCUCCCAAUGCCUUGCUGCCAUCUCCCAAGAGUCCUGGACUGAAGCUCCACCCCUCCUCCUUCCCCUUCGCCAGUCCUUCGUCCACUCCCAGCAGCCCCGGCGUGCGUUCCCACUCCAGUGAAGAAGAGGCAUCUGCCAGCUUUGACAAACCAGCAGAGGGCACUGUGUUACACAACAUAAACAAGGGACGAGCCCGCCUCUCCAUCAAGCGCAGACCACCAAGCCGGAAGCUCAGGAAGUCAUCAUCUGAAGAGCCCACAGGCAAGACUCCAUCCCCCAGCCAGGAGCAGCCACGGCAGAAUGGAGAGGAUGACGUGUUUGAAGCAGUCAAAGUAGAGGAUCCCAAAGAAGACAACAAGCCCUCAAUGAAAGAGCCUGAAGGAUGUGUAAAGAGCUCUGAAGGGGACAAGCUGCAGGAUGGCCCCAAGUCCAAAACACUGGGGGAGAGUAUAGAGCACAUGGGCAAGGUUUCACAGGAAAAACCGGACAGGCCACAGGAAACCCCAGAGGCUUGUGAGAGUGUGGAAGCGGAGCACAGGCCCAGCAAGAAAGCCCAGGCAGAGACUAGAGCCUUGGACAAUACCCCUGGAGAUAUACAGGCUGCUGGCUUGAGCAGCAACAAUGAAGAUACAAAAACUGGAGAGACCAGCAAGGAGGAGGAAGAGGUGAAGGCAAAUCAGGAAGAGGUGAAGACAAAUCAAGAGGAGGAGGUGAAGACAAAUCAGGAGGAGGAGGUGAAGACAAAUCAGGAGGAGGAGGUGAAGACAAAUGGUUCAGAUGACAAGGACAAACAACCUGAGGGCGAUGGAAACUGAGGUGACUGAGAAACCAAACCUGUCCAAUCACUGGAGGCUGGUUUGCCUAUAACAGCCAAUCCAAAUAAGUCAACGAACUCCCGUCUAAGCUCAGAUUCCAGCCACUUACCAUUGCUGGAGUCCUCAGGCUUAUUCUGUCAUCUUUGUGUAUUAACCCUUAGAGUGCUGGAGGCCAGUACACUUCAUGCUCUUACAGGCGUCUCCUCUUUAUCUCAUUUUUGGGUUAUGGAAGGUUUCCGUGGAAACAGUGAUUUACAAUAACAAUGUUAGUCAAGAGAAAUCAGCUUGGAUUCUAAAAGUGUUUAUCCAUGGAGAAUGCAUAAAAGGAAGGAUUUAAAUAGAGAUACAGUGUUAAUAUGAUGCUAGUGACUUCACAUGGGUUUCCAUAUAGGCUGCCAAAUUAACAAUUAAAGCUGCAAAUAUGAGAAAGAAACAGCAGGUGUCGCUGUAUAGAAAUGACACACUCUUCAGCAGUCUAUAGGCUACGAGUGAGAAUAGAUUACUAUUCCCAAGUUAAAGAUAUACUGCUACUGUAUUUGUGCGGAAAAAAACGUAUUGAAGCUUCAUUUAAGAAAUAGCAAUGUUUUUUAUGGAAUUUAUAAAAAAUAAAAGCUCUUGUUUAUAUGUGA
Acipenser ruthenus (sterlet) is the source of this 2049-nucleotide messenger RNA. Its product is annotated as capZ-interacting protein-like. Bases 302 to 1420 code for a protein of 372 amino acids. The transcript is spliced from 7 exons. Lineage: Eukaryota; Metazoa; Chordata; Actinopteri; Acipenseriformes; Acipenseridae. The record is from RefSeq and is a predicted model, not a curated record.